CCCCCAGUCCCCGCGUCCCCGGCGCCGCCGGCCCGGAGCUGCCCGGAAGUCUCGGUUCCGCCGCCGGCGCUCGCCAGGGGAAGCCCGGGGCAGCCCGGGACCUCGGCCCCCUCCUAAGGACCCGAGAGGCCGACGCACGGGCUGCCGCUCCAGAUGCUGCUGCUGCCGCCGCGGCCACCCCACCCUCGGUCCUCCUCUCCGGAGGCCAUGGACCCACCGCCCCCCAAGGCUCCCCCUUUUCCCAAGGCGGAAGGCCCCUCCUCCACGCCUUCCUCGGCGGCGGGGCCCCGACCCCCGCGGCUGGGCCGCCACCUCCUCAUCGACGCCAACGGGGUCCCCUACACAUACACGGUGCAGCUGGAGGAGGAGCCCCGGGGCCCGCCCCAGCGCGAGGCGCCCCCAGGAGAGCCCAGCCCUCGCAAGGGCUACAGCUGCCCGGAGUGCGCCCGUGUCUUUGCCAGCCCUCUGAGGCUGCAGAGCCACCGCGUGUCGCACUCGGACCUCAAGCCCUUCACGUGCGGCGCCUGCGGCAAGGCCUUCAAGCGCUCCAGCCACCUGUCGCGGCAUCGCGCCACGCACCGCGCCCGCGCCGGGCCGCCGCACACCUGCCCGCUCUGCCCACGCCGCUUCCAGGACGCCGCGGAGCUGGCGCAGCACGUGCGCCUCCACUGAGCUCGAGACCCGGCCUGUGCUGCCCUGCCCCUCUCAGGGCCACCAAGUCUGACCCACACAGCGUCACUCACUCCCACACACACCCCCCGGCUCUGCUGAGGUUACUGCCUUACCCCGGGCCUCAGUUUCCCCACCUUCCAAAGGGAGGCGCAUCAUUCUUUCCUUAUCCCCUUUCUAGCUGUGUGAUGUAGACCAAAGUCGUUGCCCCUCCCUGGACCCGGGAACCAGUCGGAACUGCGUUCCGGUCCAGCUGUGCUGUGUGAACUUUUGCAAGUGACAUGACCUCUCUAAGCCUUGGUCUCCUGCCCUCUGGAGCGGUGAGCCGGUGGCUGUCAGCGGGGAAGAGAUGAUAAAGAGCGCGGGCACGGUCUGGUUCAUUUCUGUAUCUACCCCCCUUCCGCCCACGCUCCCUACCCUUCGCUCAAUAAACAUUCCGCAUUCCA
Messenger RNA from Callithrix jacchus (white-tufted-ear marmoset), 1115 nucleotides. It is a transcript of the gene ZNF580, whose product is annotated as zinc finger protein 580. The record is from RefSeq and is a predicted model, not a curated record. Gene Ontology annotation, molecular function: DNA-binding transcription factor activity, RNA polymerase II-specific; RNA polymerase II cis-regulatory region sequence-specific DNA binding. Gene Ontology annotation, biological process: regulation of transcription by RNA polymerase II. Lineage: Eukaryota; Metazoa; Chordata; Mammalia; Primates; Cebidae.